Molecule: messenger RNA, 537 nt
Organism: Myripristis murdjan (pinecone soldierfish)
Lineage: Eukaryota; Metazoa; Chordata; Actinopteri; Holocentriformes; Holocentridae
Exons: 3
Coding region: 1-537 (178 amino acids)
Molecular function (GO): protein-disulfide reductase activity
Source: RefSeq, a predicted model, not a curated record
AUGUUGGCCAAAGUGAGAAUAUCUUUGACCUCUUUGAAAGUUUUGGCCAGAGGAUUGCCUGCUUGUUAUAACCCACAGGCUGUGAUAAGGGUGACACCAGCCCACUGCUCCCAUCAGCACCGGACCUUCACCACUGAGUCUGCAAGUGUCAGGGUGCUGUACGAUGGACUCUGUCCGAUAUGUGUGACAGAGAUCCGUUUCCUCCAGUAUCUGCAGAAGAAUCGGCCCGGGAAAGUGGACUUCAUCGAUAUCUCCCUCCCGGAUUAUGAUGGAGAAAAAUACAAGGGAGUCAGCUACGAGAUGGCCAUGGAUGAGAUGCACGUGAUUGACGAGAAGGAUAAGGUUCAUCGUGGGGUUCCAGCAUUUGCAGUCAUGUACGGUGCAGUGGGCCUUGGCUGGUUGGGUCGCUUCAUGAUGUGGUCACCCGUGAGGCCAUUUAUGGACAAAUCUUACGCCAUAUUUGCCAGGAAUCGGCUGAAGUGGACAGGACGUGGGGACGAGUGCACAACAGGACGCUGUGUAAAGAAAACACAUUGA